Molecule: messenger RNA, 2769 nt
Organism: Argentina anserina (silverweed cinquefoil)
Lineage: Eukaryota; Viridiplantae; Streptophyta; Magnoliopsida; Rosales; Rosaceae
Product: calcium-dependent protein kinase 8-like
Exons: 10
Coding region: 460-2076 (538 amino acids)
Biological process (GO): protein autophosphorylation; peptidyl-serine phosphorylation; intracellular signal transduction
Cellular component (GO): cytoplasm; nucleus; plasma membrane
Molecular function (GO): calcium ion binding; calcium-dependent protein serine/threonine kinase activity; ATP binding
Source: RefSeq, a predicted model, not a curated record
ACACCAAAAGCCAGAAACGAAAGAGGAACCUGUGACUUGUAAUGUAAAUGUUAUCUGUAUAUUUUGGGAAGAGAGAGAGAGAGAAGAAAAAGAGAAAGGGGGGAGAGUUUGUUUGUGUGUUUUGUUUUGGUGGUUUGACUCCCCAAACAAAAAGGAAGAACAGAUUUUGGAUCUAAGCUCCCUAAAGAGAGAGAGAGAGAGAGAGAGAGAGAAAUAGCAGAGGAAAAAAAAGGAAGGAUUGAGUUUGGAGAGAGAGAAAUAGAAGAGUCUCUGUGAAAGAGGUUUGACUCUCUCUAUCUCUCUCUGCAAAUCCCCAUGGCAUUCUCCUCCUCUCACCUUCAAAUCGUCCUUCCUAUAAUCCUUCCUUUCUUGCUCUAAGAUUUUUUUUAUUUUUUUAGUUAUAGUUUCUGGUGAAUUGGGUCUUUCUGAAAUCUGGAAAAGUUUUGAGGGUUCUGUUUGAUGGGGAAUUGCUGUGUAUGUCUCGGUAACGGUGCCCAGAACACGAAGAAGACAAAGAAGAAGCAAAAUCCCUUUGCUACUGAUUUCGGUGGUGCCCAUGGCAAUGAGGGUGGGGACAAGCUCUGUGUUUUGAAGGACCCAACAGGGACAGACAUUUCGGCUCAAUAUGAUCUGGGAAGGGAGCUCGGCCGUGGAGAAUUUGGUGUUACUUAUCUGUGUACUGAUGUGUCAUCGGGUGAGAAGUUCGCCUGCAAAUCGAUCUCGAAGAAGAAGCUGAGGACUGCUGUGGAUAUUGAGGAUGUGAGGCGUGAGGUGGAGAUCAUGAGGCAUUUGCCUCAGCACCCGAACGUUGUGUCAUUGAAUGACACAUAUGAGGACGAUGAGGCGGUUCACAUUGUAAUGGAGUUGUGUGAGGGAGGCGAGCUGUUUGACCGCAUUGUUGCUAGGGGUCACUACACAGAGCGUGCAGCAGCUGCUGUAAUGCGGACAAUUGUUGAGAUUGUUCAGAGCUGUCAUAAGCAUGGAGUAAUGCAUCGCGAUCUCAAACCAGAAAACUUUCUAUUCGCAAAUAAGAAAGAAUCUGCCGCCUUAAAGGCAAUUGAUUUUGGGUUGUCUGUAUUCUUUAAACCUGGUGAGCAAUUUAAUGAGAUAGUCGGAAGUCCGUACUACAUGGCUCCCGAGGUUCUGAAGCGAAAUUAUGGUCCCGAGGUUGACAUCUGGAGUGCUGGAGUAAUCCUAUAUAUUUUACUUUGUGGUGUUCCACCUUUCUGGGCAGAAACUGAACAAGGAGUAGCACAAGCAAUUAUCCGCUCUGUCAUUGAUUUCAAGAGGGACCCUUGGCCUAGAGUCUCUGAUAAUGCGAAGGACCUGGUUAAGAAAAUGCUUGAUCCUGAUCCCAAGAAGCGGCUGACAGCUCAAGAAGUACUUGAUCAUCCUUGGAUACUAAAUGCCAAGAAGGCCCCAAAUGUUCCACUUGGUGAGACUGUGAGAGCAAGACUGAAACAAUUUUCUGUAAUGAACAAACUGAAAAAAAGAGCUCUCGGGGUCAUAGCUGAGCAUCUGUCAGUUGAGGAAGUAGCUGGCAUAAAGGAGGCAUUUCAAUUGAUGGAUACUGACAACAAAGGGAAGGUAUCUCUGGAUCAGCUUCGAACUGGAAUACAAAAACUUGGCCAGCAGAUUCCUGACCCAGAUUUACAAAUACUAAUGGAAGCUGCUGAUGUUGAUGGCGAUGGAGCUCUGAAUUAUGGAGAGUUUGUUGCAGUUUCAGUUCACCUUAAAAAGAUGGCCAAUGAUGAGCACCUACGAAAAGCUUUUGCAUUCUUCGAUCAAAACCAAAGUGGUUACAUAGAAAUUGAAGAAUUGCGAAAUGCUUUAAAUGAUGAUGUUGACUCAGGUGGUGAAGAGGUUAUCCAUGCAAUUAUGCAUGACGUGGAUACAGACAAGGAUGGGCGCAUUAGUUAUGACGAGUUUGUUGCUAUGAUGAAGUCUGGUACAGAUUGGAGAAAAGCAUCCAGACAAUAUUCGCGGGAAAGAUUUAACAGCAUAAGCUUGAAGUUGAUGCGUGAAGGGUCUUUACAGUUAACCAAUGAGGGCGCUGCUCUACAAGGUGCUGUAUGACGGAUUACAAAAGAUCCUGCUCGUGCUCGUAAUGUACAAAUGUGGGUCUGCAGCAAGGACAAGAAUAAUAUAUCAUCCCAGAGGAGGCUUUUUUAGGUCAAAGAAUACUGAGUUAAUUGGAUGAAAAGCUGGCUAUACGAGUUUGUCAAAUGGUAACUCCAGUACCUCUCUCUUUGUAUCAGUAUUGGUCCUUGCAUAAACAUUUGAGUCCAAGUAUGUGAUGGGAGUGUGGUAUUUCGUUGAAGCAUGUGAAUACCAACGGAAGAUGAAGGAAGUUGAUGAUUCUUUUGCUGGAAAACAAAAACUGGAUUUCAAAUUGUGCUGAAUCAGACGAUUACAGAGUCAUGUGGCCAGCCGGGCGAUAUUUCAGUUGUCUCUCUGUUCAUCUAAUUCAUUAAUAGAGCUGGGUGGAAAUAUCCCUUGAUUUCUUUGGUUAGAGAUGUGACCUUGGAUUAUGAGACAAAGAGAUGAAUUUUGUGUUCUUAUGAUCUUCUAAAAUCCAAAACAAUCCAAUAAACUUGUAAUUGAAUCCCGUAAAUAGUGUGAGUUGAUUGGUUUGUUGCAAGCUACAUCAAGCAGCAUGCAUGCACUUGCUGCUCUCUUCACCAGAAGCAAGUAACAUUGUUGCACUUUAGCCUCAAAUUUGGGCACAUUCCAUAUGAUUCGGUUCAUUAUAUUACGAAAAAAAUUUGU